Molecule: messenger RNA, 957 nt
Organism: Purpureocillium takamizusanense
Lineage: Eukaryota; Fungi; Ascomycota; Sordariomycetes; Hypocreales; Ophiocordycipitaceae
Exons: 1
Coding region: 1-957 (318 amino acids)
Source: RefSeq, a predicted model, not a curated record
AUGUCCUGGAACUGCGCCACGGGAGCUCAGGCUUUGGCUUCCUGCAUCUGCCUCAAGUCGGGGAUGCGCGGCCGCGUCUCGAGCACCCUGACCUCGGACGUCAAGGCGUACUGCUCCAGCACGGCGACAGACGACGUCACGUCCGCCAUGGCCGUCUUCGACUUUUACUGCAGCGCGGCGGAGAAGAAGGUCGUCGCCACGGGAGCCGAGUCCGUUUCAGAAACGCAACCCUCGGCCAUGAGUCGCACCGGUGCGAAAUCGCUCAACGCGAGCAAGACGACGAGCCCUUCUGGAACCGGCGGCGGCGGCGGAGGAGGAGGUUCUGACGGCAGCAAGGACACAAACACCGGCGGCGGCGGCGGAGGGUCAGGCGGCGGGAACAAGACGGCCAUCAUUGCGGCGAGCGUCCUGGGGGGCGUCGUCGCCAUCGGCAUCGUGGCAGCCAUCGUCUUCUUCGUUCGACACAGGCGUCAGAAGCUCGCUAGGGGAGAGCAAAUCACCGGCCCGCCAGACGAGUUUCCCGGAAAGUCGGAGCUCGACGGCAAGAGUGACUGGGCCGGCAGGAUAGGGUCACCAGGGAGCGCGAAGCCAAUGCCGGAGCUCUACACCCCCAGCCACUCGCCGCGACCCGAACUGCACGGCGGCGGUGGAGGAGGAGGCAUUGUCUCUGAGCUGGGUGGUCCUCAUCAGGCUCCCCGGACCGAACUUCAGGGUGACGCUUCGUCCAACCACUCCCACUCCUCGCCGCCGCCGCAACACCAUCAGCCGAGCCCGUACGGAGUGAGUCCGAGCUACAGCCAGCAACACCACCCGCAGAGCCCCUACGGCGGGCGCGGGCCGGGGUACGAGGUGUCGCCCGCCUCGGCGCAGGGGCAUCCGGGGUACGCUCACGGCUGGCAGUCGGGCCCGGUCGAGUCGUAUGAGCUCGACUCCAACCUGGGGAGACGGAACCAAUAA